This is a messenger RNA of Porites lobata, 451 nucleotides long. NCBI's taxonomy places the organism in Eukaryota, Metazoa, Cnidaria, Anthozoa, Scleractinia, Poritidae. The record is from the annotation of a GenBank genome assembly.
CUGUGUUCCCUGUGUCCCCUCUGUCUCCUAUGUCCCUUGUGUCCGCUGUGUCCCUUGUGUGCACUGAGUCUCCUGUCUCCCUUGUGUCCCCUAGUAUCCCUUGUAUCCCUUGUGUACCCUGUGUCCCUUUGUGUCCCUUGUGUUGCUUGUGUCUCCUUGCAUCCCUUUUGUACUUUUGUGUCCCCUGUGUCCCUUGUGUUCCCUGUGUCCCCUGAGUCCCUAGAGUCGCCUGUGUCACUUGUGUCCCCCGUGUCCCUUGUGACCCCUGCAUACCUGGUUUCCCCUUGUGUCCCAUGUGUCCCCUUGAGUUGAUUGUCUCCUGUCUUCCCUGUCUCCCUUGUGUUCCCUAAGUCCCCUGCCUCCAUUUUGUUUCCCUGUGUCCCUUGUGCCCCUGUGUCUCCUAUGUCCUUUGUGUCUGCUGUGUCCCUUGUGUCCCCUGUGUAACUUGUGA